Messenger RNA from Polyodon spathula (Mississippi paddlefish), 1732 nucleotides. RefSeq names its product zinc finger protein 660-like. NCBI's taxonomy places the organism in Eukaryota, Metazoa, Chordata, Actinopteri, Acipenseriformes, Polyodontidae. The record is from RefSeq and is a predicted model, not a curated record. The transcript has 3 exons. Bases 161 to 1399 code for a protein of 412 amino acids.
CUCACGCAGGAAAAACCGAUUGCUUUUGUUUGACAGAGGGUUGGACUUGUUUACUGUGCCACUGGAAUGAAUACUGAACCGAAGCAAGGACAGGGUCUAACUAUGCAUGGACUUCAGAGAAACCCACAUGGAAUAUUGAGGGAAUAAUACUAAAGAGCAAAUGGCCACUCUCAAUGAAAGUCAAGAAUCCAAGAUGGAAUGUGUAUACAUUAAAGAGCGGCGACCUGAAGCUUCUGAGCAGGGAAGUCUCAAUAUUAAAGAGGAGGACCCUGAAAUAGUUACUGUCUACAUUAAAGAUGAGGACAUUGAACUGGAACCUUUUCACAGUGAAUCACAUGUAUCCAAACAUGAAAAUGUAUUAAAUAAAGGAGAGCUAGCUGAAGACAUAACAAUUAAUGAAGAGAGGACAGAACUGGAUUCCUUGCAGCAGACACUUCACAUUUCUCAUCUUGAGGAUAUCCAAAUGCAUACCUCUUCAACAUAUAAACUAAGGUUUCCUUUACCCUCUGUAACAGCAGUUCAUUCAGGAUCUACGUCUGGAAACCAUCAAGUAAACACCUUGAAUGGCUCAUAUGACUGCACUGACUGCGAGAAGAGUUUUAAUCAGUUAAGAUCCCUAAAAAAACACAGACUAAUUCACACAGUGCAGAAACCACAUCACUGUGUCGAAUGUGGGAAGUGUUUCAGUCGGGUUGAUCACCUGAAAAUACAUCAGCGGAUUCACACUGGAGUGAAACCACAUCACUGUACACAAUGUAAAAAAUGUUUUAAUCAGUUAGGGUCCCUUAAAAAACAUCAACGUAUUCACACAGGAGAUAAACCACAUCACUGUAACGAAUGUGGGAAGAAUUUCGGUGAACUGGCAACCCUUAAAACACACCAGCGCAUUCACACAGGGUUGAAACCAUAUCACUGUUUUGAAUGUGGAAAAAGUUUCAUUACAUUAGGACAACUUAAAACACACCAGACCACUCACACUGGAGUGAAACCACAUCAGUGUAGUGAAUGUGGGAGGAGUUUCAUUUCUUUAGGAAUACUUAAAAAACACCAAGGAAUUCACACAGGAGAGAAACCAUAUAAGUGCAUUGAAUGUGGGAAGAGUUUCACUGAAUUAGGAACCCUUAAGAAACACAAGCGAAUUCACUCAGGAGAAAGACCAUAUCAUUGUAAUGAAUGUGGGAAGAGUUUUGUUGAAUUAGGAAACCUAAAAACACACCAGAGAAUUCACACAGGAGAUAAACCAUAUUGCUGUAAUGAAUGUGGGAAAACAUUCAGGCAAUUAGCAUCUGUUAAAAAACACCAGCAAAUUCACACAAGAGAAAAAGUGUAUCACUGUCCUGAAUGUGGGCAAUGCAUUACUCAAACUCAUAUGAUAAAAACUCAUAAAUGCAACUUUUAAAAAUGUAGGUCCCAUGCAGAUAACACAUAUGUUUUACAAACUGUCAAUGCAAUACACUUUCUUAAAGAUUAUGACCUACAGGUACUUUUUACAGUACUCAUUAAGUGAAUUUAGAAUGUAUUCUGCAGUCAAAUAUGCUGUUUUAUGUGUCUUUGUAAUGGUUAUCUGGAAACUGUUAACACAAUAGGUAGACACUCAGCUCUGCCUUUAAAAUAACAGCAUUAAUACCUAAUUGGGAUGGGCACUGUAGAUUAUAUAUCAGCUUCCAGAUCUAGCGGGCUUCUAUUUUGCAUAGAUGCCCGCUGGAACGUUGAAGUGCUUAACUGUGAAUUC